AUAUACUAAUGCAUUUGCAAUUGUUGGCCAGCGCCUUCUGUGGGUUCUUUCUAGAACUUAUCUUUAUUGGUUAGAAAUCAUGGCACUGGUUUCUGCUAGAGCUAUUUUCAGUCCCGUAAUUCGGCAGACUGUUAAACAAAUUGUUUUCACCCGGCAUCUUGCUAAAUAUCAAUGUCGAAAUCAUUUGACUAGUCGAUUGUUAUUACCAACCGUCACUGCACAGAGAUUGUAUUCGGAAAAGAAAGUUUUCCAACGAGAUAAGCCUCACUGUAAUGUGGGAACCAUUGGCCAUGUUGAUCAUGGAAAAACAACUCUUACAGCAGCCAUCACAAAAGUAUUAUCGGAGAAGGCUUUAGCAAAAGCAAAGGGUUAUGCUGAAAUUGACAAUGCGCCAGAAGAAAAAGCUCGAGGAAUUACUAUCAAUGUAGCCCAUGUUGAAUAUCAAACUGAUACACGUCACUAUGGUCAUACGGAUUGUCCUGGUCAUGCCGAUUACAUUAAAAACAUGAUCACUGGUGCAGCACAAAUGGAUGGUGCUAUACUUGUAGUCGCUGCCACAGAUGGUGCUAUGCCACAGACGAGAGAGCAUUUACUUCUUGCAAAACAAAUUGGCAUUGAACAUAUUGUUGUUUACAUCAAUAAGGUCGAUGCUGCGGAUGCUGAAAUGGUUGAACUAGUAGAGAUGGAAAUUCGUGAACUAAUGACAGAGAUGGGUUAUGAUGGGGAUAAUAUUAAAAUUGUCAAAGGCAGCGCCUUGUGCGCCCUGGAAGGCAAAAAUCCAGAAAUUGGAAGCAAUUCCAUCCUCGAGUUGUUGGAUGCUGUAGACACAGCUGUUCCGAAUCCCGUUCGCGAGUUGGACAAACCUUUCCUGCUUCCAGUAGAGAAUGUAUACUCCAUUCCUGGAAGAGGGACUGUAGUAACUGGAAGACUUGAAAGAGGGACCAUAAAGAAGGGGAUGGAAUGCGAAUUCCUAGGUUACAACAAAACAUUGAAGAGUACUGUAACUGGCAUUGAGAUGUUCCAUCAGAUUCUAGAAGAGGCCCAUGCUGGUGACCAACUUGGCGCACUCAUUAGGAGUUUAAAACGAGACGAUAUUAAGCGUGGAAUGAUAAUGUGUAAACCAGGAAGCAUGAAAGCCAAUGACAAUAUCGAGUCGCAGGCAUACAUCCUAAGCCAUGCAGAAGGUGGCAGGAAAAAGCCUUUAUCAAACUACAUGCAGCUUCAGAUGUUCAGUAAAACUUGGGACUGCGCAACACAGGUUAUCAUCCCUGGAAAGGACUUGGCUAUGCCAGGAGAAGAUGCCACAUUACAGCUUAAACUCUUCCGACCUAUGGUGUGCGAGAAAGGUCAACGAUUCACUCUACGUGAUGGAAACAUUACCUUGGGCACUGGUGUCAUCACCAAUAUCCUUAAGCCUCUUACUGAAAAAGAAAAGAUAGAAAUUCUCGAAGGUAAGAAGGCCUUAGAAAAGGCAAAGAAGGCUCAGAAAUAAGUGUGUGGCGAACGCUAAGGACUACACCACGGUAUUAGUUAUCUAGUGAUAAUUCGUUGAAGAUUUAAACCAGAUGAUGCUUGUGCUACGCGAAAUAAAACAAAUAAAUUGAAUAUAGUUGACGCGUGGGGAUUGUGGAAUUUUUUAUGUGCAACAUUCAUGUACAUAUAUGUAUGGAAUUUUCACUUCGAAUCAUAAUAUCAGUGCCGUACCAUAUGCAAUUUACGUGUAGCAUAAAGCUGUGUUUGGAUUAAAUAACAAACUUUUCGCCAAUUGAUGCAUUUCCCUUCAGUUACAAGAUCUCGUAUUAGAAUUCGAUCAAAGGAAGGAACAGUUUCCAGUAAAAAACGUAACGAAAUAGAAUUAAUACUGUAAUGCGUUAAUUUUUUCGUUCAAAACAUAAAGGUGUAAAAGAUGGCAAUUGUAUCUUUAUAAAAAUCUAAAUAAUCAUGAAUAAACAUUCUUCAUCUAAA
This is a messenger RNA of Cephus cinctus (wheat stem sawfly), 1965 nucleotides long. RefSeq names its product elongation factor Tu, mitochondrial (gene mEFTu1). The transcript is spliced from 6 exons. Gene Ontology annotation, cellular component: mitochondrion. Bases 80 to 1492 code for a protein of 470 amino acids. Gene Ontology annotation, biological process: mitochondrial translational elongation. The record is from RefSeq and is a predicted model, not a curated record. Lineage: Eukaryota; Metazoa; Arthropoda; Insecta; Hymenoptera; Cephidae. Gene Ontology annotation, molecular function: GTP binding; GTPase activity; translation elongation factor activity.